This is a messenger RNA of Trichomycterus rosablanca, 1551 nucleotides long. RefSeq names its product hyccin PI4KA lipid kinase complex subunit 1 (gene hycc1). The record is from RefSeq and is a predicted model, not a curated record. Gene Ontology annotation, cellular component: plasma membrane. Gene Ontology annotation, biological process: phosphatidylinositol phosphate biosynthetic process; protein localization to plasma membrane. The transcript is spliced from 12 exons. Lineage: Eukaryota; Metazoa; Chordata; Actinopteri; Siluriformes; Trichomycteridae. The coding region runs from base 169 to 1410 and encodes 413 amino acids.
CCGUUCAGCUGCAUGAAUUCUCCGUUGCCUGCGUAAAGCUGUCAAGGGUCUGUGGAGUACGUGUGGGCGAGUGGAAAUAUUUUCAGCCAGUGUCUGCGUGGUGGAAUGAGUCACGUUUUAAACUCAAGCAAUGGCCGAUUGACAGCUAUUUGUGCCAGAUGAGGAAGGAUGCUGGCCAUGGACCAAGGCGUGGUGGAGGAAUGGCUUUCUGCGUAUAAGACACUUCCUGACACGGCUAUUUCCGGCUACGCUGCAUCUCUGAAGGAAAAGGCCUCACUGGUUCCUGCACUAUACAAAGUUAUUCGAGAAAACUACAGUGAUCUCUUGGAACCAGUAUGUCACCAGCUGUUCGAGUUCUAUCGCAGUGGGGAGCCUCUUCUUCAGCGCUUUACUCUGCAGUUUUUACCUGAGCUGGUGUGGAGUUACCUGUCAGUAAACGCUGGCAGAAACUCGCAUCGCAGUGGCUGCAUCGAAGCCCUUUUGCUUGGCAUCUACAACCUGGAAAUAGUUGAUAAAGAUGGUCAAAGCAAAGUAUUAUCUUUCACUGUCCCCUCCUUAUCCAAACCGUCAGUGUACCAUGAGCCCUCUGCCAUUGGCUCCUUGGCUUUAACGGAUGGAGCUCUGGCCAAUCAUGGGUUGAGUAAAGUUGUUUACAGUGGACCAUACCUACAGAGAGAGACGUUUACAGCGCAGAACAGGUUUGAAGUGUUGACGUUCCUGCUUCUCUGCUACAAUGCUGCUCUGGGCUACAUGAACAGUUCGUCCCUCCAAUCUCUUUGUCAGCUGAGCUCCAGAGUGUGUAUCUGUGGUUAUCCUAGGCAGCAGUUACGGAGGUAUAAAGGCAUCAACAUCAGAAUGAUUGUGACUGCAGAUUUCUUGGUGCAGUUGAUUGCAGGCAUUCACUUUGCUUUGUGUAAUGGAGAGUCUGAUUUGGGCUCCAAAGCUUUGGAUGAUGUCUUGUAUCGAGCCCAGCUGGAGCUUUACCCAGAAGUUCUGCUGGUGGGAAACGCUAUUAAGUCAUCACUCCACGGAGCAGCCUUGAAAUCAAAUAGAAAAGGCACUCGCUCCAUUCAGGUUGAGAUCACACCCACCGCCUCACGGAUUUCCAGAAAUGCCGUUACCAGUCUCUCAAUUCGCGGGCAUCGCUGGAAGCGGCACGAGUCUCAAGAGAACAGUGUAGACUCUCCGGACUCGACUCCGCUCGGCCCCAUCCCCACCAUUAGCGUUACAGGGGUGAGCGGCGAGCGUGUGGCGAACGGAGAGCUACUGCGGAGCAGAACUGAGGCAGAGGCGCUGGGGGGCGCAACUGAGCUGGGGCAGGACCCUAGAGGUCAAGAGGUCAGGAGACAGAAGUCUGUGCGGAGGCAUGUGGAGGACGGCUCGCCCUCCGCAGGGAGGCUCCAGUUCUAGAGCCCCUUGCCCUCCACAAACACUGUGACCUGUAGCCCUUUCCUCUCCCCCUUAGAACCAGAGAUGCGGUGGAUCUGGGUUCCCCGGAAGAGCUGAUGGAGAUCUCGGAGGUGGACGAGGGCAUCUACACACAGCCCGCCA